AUGAGGGUAUCCCUUCUGUCGGUGCUUCUGUUCGGUACAUCGGCCUACGGAGGUUUCUUCGGGGGUGGUGGCUAUGGAGGAGGGGGCUACGGACAUGGAGGAUUCGGUGGACAUGGAGGAUUCGGUAGACAUGGAGGAUUCGGUGGACAUGGAGUAUUCGGUGGACAUGGAGGAGGCUUCGGCUUUGCUGGACACGGAGGUGGCUUCGACUUCGGUGAUGCUAACGGUGGCGGCUUCGGUUACGGAGGUCACGAUUCAGGAGCAGACGAGGAUGCUGCGGCUCUUUCUGCCGUCGGCCUGACGCGACUUCUCGGAGGUGGAGCUGGACACGGGCAUUUGAUAGGCGGCGGCAGUGGUGCAUCGUACACGAUCUCCGGACCCACCCAGGUUAUUAAUUCCGUCCACAAAAUAACCACGACCAGUAGCGGGGGUCAAGUUCUUUCGCAAACUGCAGGUGGUGCUCACGGAGGAGGCCAAGCCAAAAUUCUCAUUGUCAAAGGAAGUGGCGGUCGCAGAGGCGAUCAUGGCAGUGGUUCCGGAGGAGGCAGUCACGGCGGUUGGCAGCCAGGAGGGCAUAAUAGGGGCCACGGGGAUUGGCAGAGAGGAGGUCCCGGACAAGGCUGGUGA
Galendromus occidentalis (western predatory mite) is the source of this 627-nucleotide messenger RNA. RefSeq names its product glycine-rich cell wall structural protein 1.8-like. NCBI's taxonomy places the organism in Eukaryota, Metazoa, Arthropoda, Arachnida, Mesostigmata, Phytoseiidae. Bases 1 to 627 code for a protein of 208 amino acids. The record is from RefSeq and is a predicted model, not a curated record. The transcript has a single exon.